UGGCGCGGUCGCCGGUCCCACGGACAGACCUCGAGGGGCGUCGUCGCUUCACGCUCUCGGCGUUGUCGCUCACGCCUUUCCCAAACAGUUCGGCGCUCGCCGGCGCGCGCGCGUGUGUGUGUGUGUGAGUGUGUGUGUGUGGACUCGGCCAGGACUCCGGAGGCCGGAGGGGGCCCCACGCCCGCGGCGGGCAAACACUGCUCGCCGGCCAGUGACGUCACACCGGGAUAUGCCUGAGGUGUAGGCGCCCCCCACAGCCCCAGGGAGCUCCAGGAUGCCGGAGGACACGAAGGGCGCGGGGCCGGUGGCCGCCCAGCAGCCCACCAACGGGCCGGCGGCCUCGCCCGCGCAGUCGCCGAUGAAGCGCAGUCGCGCCAAGACGGUGCUCGCCAAGGUCACCCUGCUGGACGGCUCGGUGCUGGAGCUGAGCAUCGAGCGCAAGGCCAAAGGCCAGGAGCUGCUGGACCUGGUGUGCGACACCCUCAACCUGGUGGAGAAGGACUACUUCGGCCUGACGUACGAAGACCGCCACGACCCCCGAAACUGGGUGGAGCUCGACCGACGAUUAUCCAAGUUUUUCAAAAAUGAUCCUUGGAAGUUUAACUUCGAAGUCAAAUUCUACCCUCCCGACCCAGCUCAACUGCAAGAGGAUAUCACAAGGUAUCACUUGUGCUUGCAAAUCCGAAACGACAUUCUGAAUGAGCGGUUACCUUGCUCAUUUGUCACCCACGCCCUCUUGGGGUCCUACCUGGUUCAAUCAGAGCUGGGUGAUUUUGACCUGGAAGAGCAUGGACGUAACUAUCUCAGUGAAUUUAGAUUUGCACCAAAUCAGACCUCAGAACUGGAAGACAAAGUUAUUGAAUUACACCGCACCCACAAAGGCCAGACACCAGCAGAGGCAGAACUGCACUUUUUGGAAAAUGCCAAAAAGUUAGCAAUGUAUGGAGUCGAUCUCCAUCCAGCCAAGGACAAUGAAGGUGUAGAUAUCAUGCUAGGUGUGUGUGCAUCUGGCUUGCUGGUCUACAGAGAUAGGUUGAGAAUUAAUAGGUUUGCUUGGCCCAAAAUCCUCAAAAUAUCUUAUAAGCGUCACAACUUUUACAUUAAAAUUAGGCCAGGAGAAUAUGAACAGUAUGAAUCAACAGUCUGCUUCAAGCUUGUAAAUCACAGAGCAGCCAAGAAGCUGUGGAAAGUUUGUGUAGAACACCAUACAUUCUUCCGGUUGAUGAAACCAGAGCCAACAAUGAAAUCAGGACUAUUCCCACGAUUUGGUUCCAAGUUCCGUUACUCGGGACGCACACAUUAUGAAUCAAGAAAACUGCCUAUUGACAGGCAAGCACCCCAAUUUGAAAGGUCACUGAGUGGAAGGCGACUCACCAGCCGCAGUAUGGAUACUCUUGGCCAUAGAACACUGGGGGAUGAAAAUGACCCGAAGCGGCACACAAUGCCUCAUGCCCCAGGCAGAAUCCCAGAGGAACACAGCCUCAACACAUCGAAGGAUAAGGACAAGAAAUCCAAGGAUAAGCGAGGACGAAAAGGCAGCUUGGGUGAAUCAAGUGGUAGCUCUGACAGCUCAUCAGAAGGGGAAUAUGAGGCUGGAAGCCGUAGAGACAGAGACUCCUCAUCAGAAAAACCGAAGAAACCAAUUGGCGGUGUUGCUGUGUUGCCACUUGGAGGAAUCAAAUUAGGGCGAAGCAAGAAGAGUAAGGAGAAAGAAAAUGGGCUGGGAGAGACAGAUGACGACAAUGAAAAGGAAAACCGAGAUGACUCAUUCAUCACGGACCCAUCUUCUGAUUCUGCAAGGAAAGCUGGAAAGGACAAGAUAAUAGAUAGUCCUGACAAGGACAAGAGCAAAAUUAAGAGUCCGGUAACGCUGUUUGGCAAGGGCUCCAGUCGCAGACUCAGUGGUAAGGACAAAGAUAAGGGCAACAAGGGACUCUCCGACCAGAGCAACGACCAGGGCCGCGACCGGGAGGGCAUCGAGCUCACGGAGCAGGCCGUGAGUGGCGGACAGGGGCAGGGGCAGGGCCAGGGCCUGGGGCAGGCCGACAAGUCUCCCUCCAGCACCACGGCCUCGGCGGUGUCCGCCCUGCUUCGCAGCAAGUCCAGGGAGACGGAAGAGAGACUGCGCGAAAAGGAGGCCAAACGGCUGGAGGAGAAGAGGAGGAAGGAAGAGGAGAAGAGAAUCAAGGACGAGGAGAAGCGAGUAAAGGACGAGGAGAAGCGACGCAAGAAGGAGGAGAAGGAGCGCGAGAAGGCCGCCGCCGCCGCCAAGAAGGGCAAGAAGACGGCCGUGGCCGUCAAGGAGCUGGCCGACACCUCCCUGGACACGGACGUGUCCUCGGCGCAGUCCAGCCCGGACAAGCAGGGCCAGGGCCAGGACGGCAGCCUGGGCUCCACCAGCCCUGGCGGCGGCCCUCCCCACGGCUCGCCGACGCUGCCGGGCUACACGCGCGAGUACGACUACGUGGCGGACGACGCCGAGCUACGGAACAAGCCGUUCAAGCCCCAGGAGCGCGGCUUCUCGUACGAGGAGCGGCAGCGGCAGCAGCGCGGCGCGGGCGGCCUUCAGGACGAACAGCGCUCGCCCACCUCGGGCCGCAUCCUCACCGGCCUGGCCUUCAACUACGCCCCCGGCGAGGCGCGCAAGCUGGCCGAGACCGCGGAGAAGAGGAAGACUGCUGCCGGCGACAAGAACGCCGACGGCAGCACGGCGGUCUCCGGCGUCGGCAUCAAGACCCCCGGGCUGGACUACGUCGAGUCGGCCGCGCGCAAGGAGCAGGCCCGCGGCGCGGCGGACGGCGGCGCGGCCGGUGGCUCUCCCUCCGCGCGCCGCAGGCUGGACAUGAAGUCCGGCUUCCUGUUCGGUAGCGGCGCCGACGCGGCAGUGCAGUCUGCGGCCGCGGGCAAGACGCCGGCGGCCGGCGCGGCGGGCAGCGGCCCUGCGUCCUACACCAUCUCCACCUCCGCCACCUCCCCCACCUCGGGCAACUUCGACGAGGGGCUGGUGGGCGGCUCCUACCCCUACGGCGGCCCCGGCGACUCCCCGCGAGUCGGUGGCGGCGCUGCCGGCGCCCUGGGCAGGACGACGGGCAUCGCGGCGUCCCCCGGCGCCAAGCGGACCAUCACCACGACGACCGUGACCACCGAGUUUGGCGGCGCGGGCCGCGCUUCGCCCAGCAGCCCGGUGGCCGAGUUCCUCGCCAAGGAGUCCGAGUUCGCCGCGCAGCACGGCCAACAGGGCUACAGCUCGCCCAGCAGCCCCACCAGCAUGGGCAGCGCCAGCAGCCCUGGCAGCGCCGGCAGCCCCGGCAGCCAGGACUCGCCCUCCAGCAAGGCGGCCAAGGACAAGAAGAAGAGCAAGUGGGGGCUCGGCGGGCUGGGAGGCGCCCUGGGCGCCAAGCACAGCGACGACCCCAAGGACAAGGAGCUGAGGGAGGCCAAGGAGAAGGAAGCCAGGGAAGCCAAGGAGAAGGAAGCGAAGGCCAAGGCGGAGGCCAAGGAGAGGGCCGCUAAGGAGAAAGAGGCCAAGGAAAAGGAAGCCAAGGAAAAGGCGGCCAAAGACAAGGAGGCCAAGGAGAAGGCCGCCAAGGAGAAGGAACUGAAGGACAAGGAAGCCAAGGAGAAGGCGGCUAGGGAGAAGGAACAGAAGGACAAAGAGGCCAAGGAGAAGGCCGCCAGGGAGAAGGAAGCUAAGGAAAAGGCGGCCAAGGAGAAGGAAGCCAAGGAAAAAGAGGCGAAGGAGAAGGCUGCCAAAGAAAAGGAGGCCAAAGAACUUCGAGAGAAGGAAGCCAAGGCACUUAAAGACGCUAAAGAAAAGUCAAGCAAGACAAAGACGAUUCUUGGUGCUGCUGGGGCUGCAGGUUCAGGCCAUCCUGAAGAAAGUACCUCCGGUGGGGAAGCGGCCUCAGAAAGUGACGACACAGCUGAGUAUGCUGAAGGGGAAAGAUCUCGAGGAAUUAAGGGUAUUGCUGCAAAAUUAAAGCUGCCUCGUACUCCUAGUAAGAAGAAGGCUGGUUCUUCUGAUAAGCAGUUGGCAGCGGGCACUCCUAAAGUUGUGAAGACAACCACCAAACAGACUGUUGUCAAAGACAGUGAAGGUCUGACUCACAACAUUGAGGAGAAAGUUGAAGAUCUUGGUACGGGAGCUGUUAAUGUCUCUACGCACGAACACAAGGCGGAGGGCGUGAAUGACAAUGGGCGCUCCCCAUAUGUCACUGCAACUGCUGUCACCACCCGCACAGCAACAACCCAUGAGGAUCUUGAGAAGAAUGCUAAGACCAGCCAGGUUGAAGAGAAAACAGUGGCACACACUAUGACAACUAGUGCUACUCGCCAGGAGCAGCGAGUGGUGACUCAGGAGGUCCGAGCCACAUCCACUGUUUUAAGCGGAAGUGACACUCAGCGUCAUAGGUUGUCAAGUUCAUCUGAUUCUACGAGCUCGGAUGAUUCUGGUACACCGGUGGACAUCUUGGAUGACUCUCAGGGCGAGUACUUUGUCAACUGCAAUGCUGAUGAUGACCCGUUGUUCCAGCCACACGGAAUUGUCCAGACUGAAACUCUUGUGUUCAACGAGGGAGGAGAGGCCCCAGCCUUGACCAGCACGACACAAGUUCCACUGGUUCAAACUGAGAGCCGGAAAGUUGCCCUGGAAACUGAAGAUGGUACCUACAGUGCAGAGGGUGAAAUUGUCAGCUCCCAAACCAUCAGCAGCAAGACAAGGACUGUCGAAACAGUGACUUACAAGACAGAACGAGAUGGUGUUGUGGAGACUCGAGUGGAGCAGAAGAUAACCAUUCAGUCGGAUGGAGAUCCUAUUGACCACGACAAGGCAUUGGCAGAAGCUAUUCAAGAAGCUACUCUGAUGAACCCUGACAUGACAGUAGAAAAGAUUGAAAUUCAGCAGCAGACAGCCAGUGGUGCAUCUCAGUGAACUGGUUGAAACUGAUCUGAAAAUUUCAGAUCUUCACAAUUCAGCUAGUGCAUCACUGAGUUUGAUCAUGCUCCUUAAGAAACUGGAUUUCGCUCUGAGCAAGGCACAAUACCCUUGUUUUUUGAUGGCACAUUAAAAAUCUCAUUUUGUUGCCCGCCCAAGUAGUUUGAGGAAGAGGGACUUGUUAUUACAUUGAUGUUGUAAAAUUAGCCUGUCCAUUUUAAUUCUUUUUUUUUAAACUACUAUUUGGACAUGAUGUUAAUGUGAAAUUGUAGAUUUGUUUGUGUUUACAUUUACAUUUUAAUUUUACUUGUGGCUCACUGGAUGUGUCUUAUUCACAUUCUGUUCACUUUCACCUUUCAUUCACCUUGCAUCCCUUUCAUUGUAUUAUUCAUCUUCAUUCACCUCCAUAUGAGAUGUGACUUCACCAAGACGAUACAUUGGCAGCAGAGCAGAAAUAAGCGAAGUGUACAAGAUAAAUUAUUGUUAAUAGCUACUAAGUAGCACAUAUAAGUUGGCUUUGUGUAUAUAAAAUAUGCACCUCACAAGUGAACACAUAUUCUAGCAGGAGUAGCUGAGGCUGAGAGGCAGCUCUAUUUUUAGGAGAUUAUUGUCCACUCUCAGGGAGGCUGUACUCUUUAAAGUGUUUACCCUCGAUCUGAGAAACUACUCCCUUACUUGCAUCUUGGGCUAGAAAACAGAUUUAAUCACUAAACAGAUUUCUGAAACUUGCAUGUUGUUUUUUUUUUCCAGUUGGAAUGUUCUAAAAAGAUUAUAAAAUCUGUUUAUUUGACAGUGUAUUGUUGUGUAUACUAUAAAAAGUGACUUCACGUUUUUAUGUUUUCAUUAUUUUAUUUUUAUAGUACCUUUUGUUUGCCUUUUUAUAAGACAUAUUUUAUGUGUUGUGCGUCCUGCACAGUUUCCAUUUUAUUUGACUAACCUUAUCAUAGGCAUCUAUUUCUCUCUUCCAUUAAUUUAUAGACGUUUAGUCGGUUGAGUACCUGCUAUGCUGCUGCUGUUUGUUUGCCUUCCACUCAAUGCACUACACAAUAGUAUUAGCAAUCUGUCCAUCUAGCCAUAGUGUUAAUUGUUUGCUUUCAGGAAGGAUUAAUUUCUUAACUCUUAAUUUAUAUAAAAAUUAUAUUAAAAUAAAAUUAUAUUUUAUGGAAUAUGUUGUUUUUUUUAUUUAUUUAUGAAAGAAUGCAUUUACAUCUUCAUGGUGUAGUGAUGGGCCUUGAUUGAGGAUAAAAGAGUUCCAAUCAUGAGUAUAUUCUCUUCUGUUAAUUUACUGUUGUUCCAAUGUAUGUUGCAUGUGCUUAAGCUUAAAAUUUUCUUUUCUGAUUAGAGGGAUGAAAAUUAAUUGCUGGUGACUUUUUGAUAAAUCAGUAUAAUGAGACUUCUGCAUGUGAUACUGCUAUACAAACCGUCUCCUAAAAAAGACUUACCUUUUUAACUGUAUCAACUUUGAAUCUUUUGUAUUUAGUAUCAUGGUAGAAGUUAGUCCCUCUUAUAAGUGAAAGUAUGUUACUUUCUGUAUUCUUAUCUACGUAACAUUUGUAUAUGUAUACCUUACGGAGCCUUGUUACUUAUACCACAAUGAUGUACACAGCAUCUGCCUCAACAUUGAGGUCAAUAAUGCCUCAGGAUACUUAUGAAGAAAAUAUCCUACUGGAGAACAGUAUGAUUCACUGCCAUUACUAAUCGUGAGAUCCAGUAGCAUGAUCUUCUAAGUAUGGAGAAAGGGACUAAAGCCUUAAUGCAUGUAAAAUUUGCUUUCCAUCUGAUGAAAAUGAGAUCUGUUGAAAUGAAUUCAACACAGAGAGUCUCUAAAGAGAUAUGUUAUCAAUGUAAUAUAUUUUAUGGUCUCCUAAGAAAGGGGUGCCAAAGUUGUUGUUCGAAUUAGGAAACGUGUGUAGAUUGUUAAAAGUGUUAACCUUUAGUUGACUUAGGUUUUCAAACCCAGUUUUCUGAAUCGAUUACAAAUUCAUGACCAAUUCAUUCAAAACGAGCCACUAGAAACAGACUAGAUUGGACCACUGUAGUUAAUUUUAGUUGAAUGGAUUUGGGCUUUAUUUUCUGGCAACUCAGCAGCACAAACUGUUGUCAAAUAUGUUAAACCUUAACACACAAGACAAUUUGUUGCCGUCAAUAGGAACUAAAGUACUUGUCUAGAAUCAUGAAUAUGUAGCGUUAUAUCCUACCAACAAAUUGGGUUCUGUUCACAUUGCUGCAAAACAAGUAUGCUGAAUAAAAGCUUCAACAAAAUUAA
Molecule: messenger RNA, 7199 nt
Organism: Thrips palmi
Lineage: Eukaryota; Metazoa; Arthropoda; Insecta; Thysanoptera; Thripidae
Gene: cora
Product: protein 4.1 homolog
Exons: 17
Coding region: 275-4930 (1551 amino acids)
Cellular component (GO): cytoskeleton; plasma membrane
Molecular function (GO): actin binding; structural molecule activity
Source: RefSeq, a predicted model, not a curated record